UCUAUCAUUCUUGGGACAAAAACCUGGGGAUGUCCAGGGCAGGGGACAGGAGUACCACCACCUACCCCACCUUAUCCCCUCUUUUCCCUAAGCAAACCUGCUCCCUGGUCUCUAACUCAAUAGCCUCACUGACUGCAGUAUGCCCCCAGGUGAAGACCAAGCCCUGCCACUGGGGUUGGAGAGCUGCAAGCCUGCUGUUACUGCUGCUGGCACUGGCUACUGCAGGGGCUGUGGCCGGAGGGCUUCUUGGGUUUGCUCAUAGCCCUUCCAAGCCAUUGCUGCAGAUGCUCCGGCUGACCUUCCCAAGCCCCCAAGUCCCCUGGUCCAAUCAAACCACCAUCGUGGACGUGGCCCAGAAUAUGGCAACCAUUAUAGUGACUCCACCUCAGAGCAACCGCAGCUGGGCAGUGCUGUUCGACGGGCAGAGCGGCUGCAUCUGUUACCGUCCUGCAGAGCACCAGGCCUGCUUUCUCCGCCUGAUGGAGGCCCGAGAUCGGGAAACCCUGCAGCUGCUGAUGAACACCUCCAGGGCCCAAGGGUCCCUCAGCCAAGGUCAUGACACCCACCAUGCCCAGGAGCUGCUGGCAGUACUUGGGAGACACACUGUGGAUCCUGCCCAGGUGGGGGCUUCAGUGCAGCACCUUUGUGCAAAGACCCCCAUCUACUGGGCCCGUCAAGCUGAGGGUGAGUUGGGGCAGGAUGUGUGGAAGGGCUGUGUGGCUCCUGCAGAACAAUCUACAGAACUACGUAGGAGUGCUUUGGAAAUUCAUGAGUCUCCCUCCCACCCAGGGCCCCAGAGGCAGCGGCUGAUCUAUCUCUGCAUUGACAUCUGCUUCCCAAGCAACAUCUGUGUGUCUGUCUGCUUUUAUUACCUCCCAGACUAAGCCCUCUGCCUGGCCCAGCCUGGCCACUGCCCCAUGGACUACCCAUGGUCCCACAGGCUAGUUAAGUUGGCUGUGUCAACAGCACCUGGAGGGCAGCUGCUGACAGGGACUAAUAAACAAUUCUACCUGGC
Ictidomys tridecemlineatus (thirteen-lined ground squirrel) is the source of this 1015-nucleotide messenger RNA. It is a transcript of the gene Bricd5, whose product is annotated as BRICHOS domain containing 5. The record is from RefSeq and is a predicted model, not a curated record. Lineage: Eukaryota; Metazoa; Chordata; Mammalia; Rodentia; Sciuridae.